AAAUAUUGAUUUUGUAGGAGAAAUUCCGAAAGAGCUUGGCAAUCUUGCAGAAGUGGAGAUAUUAUCAUUCUCAAAUAAUUCCUUGAUAGGAACUAUUCCUUCGCUUCUCUUCAACCUAUCUUCUUUAAUUUACACGGACUUCUCGAAUAAUAGCUUGAUCGGUAGCCUUCCAGACAACAUGUGUCAAUAUCUUCCUAAUCUUGAAGGUCUUUACGUGUCUCAUAAUCAGCUCACUGGUCCAAUUCCAAACAGUUUGGGGCAAUGUACAAUGCUUCGUUUUGUUUCGUUGGAGAUGAAACAAAUUCAGAGAACAUAUUCCAAGAGAAAUUGGGAACUUGACAUUAAUCAAUUAUCUAUUUCUUGGCUCGAACAAAUUGAAAGGUGGGAUACCAUACGAAAUUGGUAAUCUUCGUAAUCUAGAGAUUUUGCAACUUGAAUUUAACAGCCUAGUUGGCCCUGUCCCUGCAACUGUCUUCAACAUCUCAACAAUGACAAUACUUUCAGUUAUGGAAAAUGAACUCACGGGAAGUCUUCCAUCAACUACAGAGCUUCCAAAUCUUGAGAUGCUUUACUUGGCGGAUAAUAAUUUCAGCGGGCCAUUUCCCAGUUUCAUCACCAAUGCUUCCAAGCUCUCUGUUCUAAAUUUGGGACUGAACUCAUUCUCAGGCAUCAUUCCCAGUGCAAUUGGUAAUUUAAGAUAUCUUGAGUGGCUUGUCUUAUAUUAUAAUUAUUUCACAUCUUCUACUCAAGAUCUGAGCUUUCUUUCAUCUCUGACAAAUUGCACGAAUAUGAAACAUCUAGAAUUAACAGGAAAUCCAUUGAAUAGCAUCCUUCCAAGUUCCAUAGGAAAUCUUCCUCGUUCUUUGGAAAGUUUAUACAUGAAUGAAUGCAACAUUAGUGGCAACAUUCCCAAAGAAAUAAACAACUUAAACAACUUGAUAGAUUUACACUUGGAAGACAAUGAACUGAUUGGAUCAGUUCCUAUUAUGAUCAAUGCAUUGCACAAACUCCAAGGUUUGUAUCUUCAAAAUAAUAAAUUAGAAGGAUCCAUCCCUGAUAAUCUUUGUCAUUUGAACUCACUGGUUGAGUUGCAAUUGGAUGGUAACAAGCUUUCCGGUUCAAUACCUCCAUGCUUGGGUAAUCUCUCUACACUGAGAAGACUAUCAUUAGGCUUCAACAUGUUAACUUCUGUUAUACCCUCAACUUUGGGGAAGCUUAAGGAUAUCUUGUACCUGAAUUUGUCAUCAAAUUCCCUAAAUGCUUCUCUUCCCUCAGACAUUGGAAAUCUAAAGGUUGCAAUAAAUAUAGAUUUAUCAAGGAAUCUUUUGUUAGGUGAUAUUCCUCCUACUGUUGGAAGCCUAAGAAAUCUACAAUAUCUUUCCUUGGGCUAUAAUAAAUUACAAGGCUCCGUUCCCGAAUCAUUUGGUUACUCGAUAAGCUUAGAAUUUUUGGAUUUGUCUAGUAACAAUCUCUCAGGAGUUAUCCCAAAGUCUUUGGAGGCCCUCUUGUACCUCAAAUAUCUAAACUUGUCUUUCAACCAAUUAAGAGGAGAAAUUCCUACAAGAGGAUGUUUUGCAAACUUCUCAGCUGAAUCAUUUAUGGGGAAUUUUGCAUUGUGUGGUUCCCCCCAACUAAAAGUUCCACCAUGCAAAAGGACAACCCAUCAAAAAACAAAAGUUCUCCUAAUUGUCUUGCCACUAAGCACUGUGCUCACAUUAGUUGUCCUAGUUCUUUUAUUUGUAUUGUUGAAAUGACGAAAAAAGGGCACAAAGUUACCUAGUAUUGUCAACACGUCACCAGGAAAGUCAUGGAGAAGAAUUUCUUACCAUGAACUUGUGAGAGCAACAGAUAGAUUCAGUGAGAACAACUUACUUGGCAAGGGGAGUUUCGGUUCAGUUUACA
This is a messenger RNA of Pistacia vera, 1902 nucleotides long. RefSeq names its product receptor kinase-like protein Xa21. The record is from RefSeq and is a predicted model, not a curated record. Bases 489 to 1754 code for a protein of 421 amino acids. Gene Ontology annotation, molecular function: protein binding; ATP binding; protein kinase activity. Gene Ontology annotation, biological process: protein phosphorylation. Lineage: Eukaryota; Viridiplantae; Streptophyta; Magnoliopsida; Sapindales; Anacardiaceae. The transcript is spliced from 2 exons.